AUGUUGAAAAAGCUGCUAAUUGAACACCAGCAGCUAAGGACUGAUUUUCAAAAAUUAGCAAGGCAAAUUGGGCAGUUGGUUGCACAACAAAAUAUCCAACCUGCUGGGGCCCUCCCAAGUGAUACUGAGAAGAAUCCCACUGAACAAGUGCAAGCAAUUGAUAUAAGAAGUGAGAAAACAUUGGAAGAGGUGCCACCUAAAAAGUAUGUGCCUAAAGAAGUUUUUGAAAGAUUGGUACCUCAACCGGAGGUAGAAGCUAAAACGAAAGAUGAUGAACACAUGCAAGAGAUAGAGGUAGGGCCACCACCACCUUUUCCUCAAAGGUUGCAAAAAUUGAAAGAUGCUUCCAAGUAUAAAAUGUUUUUAGAUAUCUUGAGCCAGUUGCGUGUGAAUCUACCUUUGGUGGAAGUGCUGCAAGAAGUUCCUAAAUAUUCCAAGUACUUGAGAGACAUUAUGGAAAAUAAAAGAAGGUUGAUAGAGUUUGAAACGAUUGCACUUACUGAGGAGUGCAGUGCUAAAUGUUCAAGCAGCUUGGGGGCUUCCAGGACUACUACUAUAACUCUACAGCUAGCAGAUCAGUCAUUAGCAGUGCCUGAAGGUAUUAUUGAAGAUGUGCUGGUGCGAGUGGGGAAAUUCAUCUUUCCCAUUGAUUUCAUUAUUCUUGACUACAUGGCUGAUGAGGAAGUUCAAAUUAUUUUGGGGCAACCAUUAUUGGCCACUAGAGGGGCACUGGUUAAUGUGAGGGAAGGUAAUCUCAAGAUGAGAGUACAUGAUGAAGCAGUAACAUUUAAUGUGUACAAGGCACUUAACCUUCCCAAGCAUUAUGAGGGCUUGUGCAUGAUUUUAGUAGUUGAACCAAAGUUAGGAGAGUUGGAUCGUGAUGUGAAUGUUAGUGAAAAGAAAAUUGAGCCCGAAGAUUUUCAGUUACUUAAAAUUGAGUAA
Molecule: messenger RNA, 942 nt
Organism: Nicotiana tabacum (common tobacco)
Lineage: Eukaryota; Viridiplantae; Streptophyta; Magnoliopsida; Solanales; Solanaceae
Source: RefSeq, a predicted model, not a curated record